AUGACUAAAGUUACGGUAUUGUCACUCUUUGCUCUUCUCUUUCUCGUAUUACUCUGCACUAAGUCGUGGGCUAAGUCUGAAGAGUUUGAUGAGGAGUCGGACGAAGAAAACGACGUCGCUGCUGUACCGUCAUGUUGCGGGUUCUCGUCGCCUCUUCUCAUCAAGAAAGAUCAAUGGAAACCAAUUUUUUCGACCAAGUUCGGACACAUCUCAACCGUUCAAAUCGGCGAGGGAUGCGGUGGGAUGGGACCUUACAAAAUACACUCCAUAACGUUGGAGCCAAACGCUCUUUUGCUACCUCUUCUUCUUCAUUCAGACAUGGUCUUCUUUGUCGACUCUGGAAGUGGGAUUCUGAAUUGGGUUGAGGAGGAAGCGACGAGUACUGAGAUAAGACUAGGGGACGUUUACAGGCUACGUCCCGGUACAGUUUUCUACUUACAGAGCAAACCGGUUGAUAUCUUUCUUGGAACCAAACUUAGGGUUUACGCAAUCUUCUCAAACACCAAGGAGUGUUUACAUAAUCCUUGCUUUGGUGCGUAUUCAAGUAUCACAGAUCUAUUGUUUGGUUUUGAUGAGACAAUUCUCCAGUCAGCUUUUGGGGUUCCUGAGGAAAUUAUCGGUCUAAUGAGAAACCGUACACAGCCGCCACUGAUCGUGCAUGACAUGCUGAGCACACCAGGUGAGACCAACACCAACACGUGGCAGCUCCAGCUACGAUUACUCAAACUCUUUGCCGGAUAUGUAAAGGGAGACUCGGUGAUGAGAGCAGCAGUGAACAAGAAGAAGAAGAAGAAGACAAAGAAAGCAAAGACAUUCAAUGUCUUCGAAUCAGAACCUGACUUCGAAAGCCCUAACGGUCGUACUCUAACGAUCAACAAGAAAGAUCUAAACGCGUUAAGAGGCUCAAUGGUUGGAGUUUCCAUGGUGAACCUAACUCAAGCAUCGAUGAUGGGACCCCACUGGAACCCAUGGGCUUGUGAGAUCUCGGUGGUGUUGAAAGGGUCAGGAAUGGUUCGUGUGCUUAGGUCUUCGGUUUCAAGAUCAUCAUCAUCAUCAGAGUGUAAGAACAUUAGGUUUAAGGUAGAGGAAGGAGAUAUUUUCGCGGUUCCACGGUUACAUCCAAUGGCUCAAAUGUCUUUUAUAGAUGAGUCAUUAGUGUUCAUUGGGUUUACUACUUCAGCUAAGAACAACGAGCCACGGUUUUUAGCCGGACAGAACUCAGCUUUGCGGUUUCUUGACCGGGGGGUAUUGGCUGCUUCGUUGAAUGUGAGUAGUGUGAUGAUUGAUGGGUUGUUGGGAGCUCAGAAAGAUGCGGUUGUGUUGGGAUGUCCUUAUUGUGCGGAAGGAGAGUUGGAGAAGCUUAAAGUUGAGACGGAGAUGAAGAAGAGAGAUGAUGAGAGGAAGAGGGAAGAAGAAGAGGCGAAGAAAGAAGAGGAAGAGAGGAGGAAACGAGAAGAAGAAGAGGAGGAGAAGCAAUGGCCUCCACAGCCUCAGAAACCACCACAAGAAGAAAUGUAA
This is a messenger RNA of Eruca vesicaria subsp. sativa (arugula), 1518 nucleotides long. NCBI's taxonomy places the organism in Eukaryota, Viridiplantae, Streptophyta, Magnoliopsida, Brassicales, Brassicaceae. The record is from the annotation of a GenBank genome assembly.